Molecule: messenger RNA, 2240 nt
Organism: Carcharodon carcharias (great white shark)
Lineage: Eukaryota; Metazoa; Chordata; Chondrichthyes; Lamniformes; Lamnidae
Gene: pepd
Product: peptidase D
Exons: 15
Coding region: 41-1534 (497 amino acids)
Molecular function (GO): metalloaminopeptidase activity; manganese ion binding
Source: RefSeq, a predicted model, not a curated record
UAAAGUUCAGUUUGUUCACGUGAGGACAGAGAGCACCAAGAUGGCGGCGGGAGCGGAGCCCUCCUUCUCGCUUGGCAGUGGGACCCUCCAGGUGCCGAUGGCCCUCUUUGCUUUGAACAGACGCCGGCUAUGUGAACAGUUACGACGGAACACACAGGUGCCAAAGAAAGCGGUGGUGGUGUUGCAGGGGGGAGAUCAGACUCAGCGAUACUGCACUGAUACUGAUAUCGUCUUCCGUCAGGAAUCUUACUUCCACUGGACGUUUGGAGUGACCGAGGGAGACUGCUAUGGUGCUGUGGACGUCGCUACUGGCAAGUCACUGCUGUUUGUGCCCAAGCUCCCAGAGAGUUACGCUGUGUGGAUGGGGACGAUUCAGUCCUGUGACUACUUCAAAAAGAAAUAUGCUGUGGAUGAAGUUCACUACGCUCCUGAUGUGGCUGAGGUGCUGAAGAAGAUGCAGCCAGAUGUGCUCCUUACCCUGCGUGGCAUGAACACAGAUAGUGGGCACACCACUCGAGAAGCCUCCUUUAUUGGAAUCAGUCAGUUUAAUGUGAACAACACUCUGCUUCAUCCUGUAAUCAUGGAAUGCCGUGUGAUAAAGACAGACAUGGAACUGGAGCUAAUGCGCUACACUAACCGCAUCUCCAGCGACGCACAUAAGGAGAUAAUGAAAGCUGUGCGAGUGGGAAUGAAGGAAUAUGCGUUGGAAAGCUUGUUUCAACAUUAUUGCUACACUCGCGGAGGGAUGCGUCACGCUUCCUACACGUGCAUCUGUGGCAGUGGGAUUAAUUCUUCUGUCCUGCACUAUGGACACGCAGGUGCUCCGAAUGACAAGAUCAUAAGGGAUGGAGACAUGUGCCUCUUCGAUAUGGGCGGUGAAUAUUAUUGUUACGGCUCUGACAUCAGCUGCUCAUUCCCAGCCAAUGGCAGGUUCACUCCUGACCAGCGAGAUAUCUACCAGGCGGUUUUGAAAGCGUCACGGGCAGUGAUGGAUGCCAUCAGACCAGGGGUUGCUUGGCCUGACAUGCAUCGCCUCGCUGACAGAGUACAGCUGGAAGAGUUGACAAGGAUUGGCAUUCUCCAAGGCAAUGUGGCAGACAUGAUGAAAGUCUAUUUAGGAGCGAUAUUCAUGCCCCAUGGUCUGGGUCAUCUGCUGGGAUGUGACGUACAUGAUGUUGGUGGCUAUCCAGAGGGUGUCGAGCGUAUUGAUGAGCCAGGACUCCGGAGCCUUCGUACCACACGGACCCUGCUUCAGGGGAUGGUGCUGACCAUCGAGCCAGGAAUCUACUUCAUCGACUGUCUCUUGGACCAGGCUCUUGCAGAUCCAGCCCAGGCUGCUUUCAUCAAUAAGAAUGUCCUGGCUCGAUUCCGAGGGUUUGGUGGCGUCCGUGUUGAGGAUGAUAUUGCAGUGACUGCCAGUGGGAUGGAGCUGCUGACUUGUGUGCCUCGCACCAUCGAGGAGAUUGAGGCCUUCAUGGCAGGAGAUUCUGGUUCCACCAAGCAGUUUGGCCAACUUUCCGGCCAGGAAGCCUGAGGGCCAGGCUGUCCUGUGACUGCUUUACUCUGUCCUGUGUCUGAGCGGUUCCAUGAUCACAAUCUCAAAAUGAAUCAAGCUUUGUGCUCGCUAAUUAUACACAAAUAAUGAUACAAAAAUCCGAAACCUUCCACUGUCUGCCAACAAACCGAAUUCAGUGGUGGAGACAGUGAGUGAAAUCUCAGCUCAAGGGGAGGCUGGAUUCAUCAACAUAAUACACUUCAAAAUGCAUAAACAUGUACACGCUUACACACACAGUCACACAAGCACAUCCACAUGUAUACACAGACACAUGCAAUUAUGCACACACACACACACACACACACACACGUACACGAAUGUGUACACAUGCACACACACACCGAUAAACAGACAUGUAUACACAUGCGAACACUCCCAUGCACAAAGAAUGGCUGGUUGAUUGGGAGUGAGUGUAGUCUGUGUUAAGUAGGCAGUCAGACUCCAGCUCUCCACUCAUCGUGUCAGUCAGAUACAGCUUGCUUGCCACCUUUGCCUCAUAGAUUCUGCAGUGGGGAGGCUGUGAGCCUAAGUCCUUCACAUUCACUCACUUCUCUCCAUCCAGUACAUCAAACACCAGCAAUCACUGCCUGUGCCUGUACACCCAGUAACAACACAAUCCACAAAGGGGUAAAAUCUGAGCUAGUGCCCAAGGGGCCACAGGGAGAGGGGACGGGGAUGGGACACA